GCGUACCCGGCAAACAGCAUCAAACCUCCAGUCGCCACUGAUCCUCUCACUGCUCCCUGCCACUGAUCUCUCUCUCUCUCUCUCACUUGGAUUUCAACACCACUGACCGCCAUCAUGUCGCUGCCCGAGGCUCAAACCGAAGAGUACAAUGCCUUCUUUGCCAACAAGUCCCUGUCGGACUUGCCGGCCGUUGACAAGGUCAUCACCGUCAACUCCUCCGACUCGGUUGCACAAGCCACCCGUACCCUCGCGGCCCACAACAUUCUGAGCGCCCCGGUGCGCGACAGCGAUCAGCCCGAUGAUGCGCCCUGGCUCGAAAAGUACAUUGGCACCGCCGACGCCGUCAACCUCAUGCACUGGCUCUUGCACCAGGUCCAGGACACGGACGGCAUCGAAGACCUGGACAUGCUCUUGCGUCACACCGCGGCUCACACCGAGAUUGCCAACGUGAUUGACGAGGACAAGGACACGGCACGCUUCAACCCCUUUAUUCCACUGGCCAAGGAGAAUAACACCAUGCUAGAUGUCAUGCUCCUGUUGGGCAAAUACGCCCAGCACCGUGCCUACAUUGUGGAGCCUGGAUCCGACAUCACCAACGUCGUGACCCAAACCUCCUUGCUGGAGUUUCUCCACGCCCACUUGGACGAGUUUCCCAAGCUGGUUGAUUCCACCGUCGCUGACCUGCAGCUUGGCACAAAGAAAGAUAUUGUGAGCUGCAAGCCCACUGAUACCAUGCAGAGCGCCCUGCUCAAGAUGCGUGACGAGCAUGUCAGCGCACUGCCCUUCGUGGACAAGGCCAACAAGGUGUUGGGCGUUGUUUCGUCUCGUGACACGCGGUUGCUGAUUCGCCAGCCUACACGUCUGCGCUUCUUGAACCAACCUCUUGAACUUUUCAACGACCUCCACGUCGCCCCCUUUGAUGCUGAGGUCGUAUGCUGCACGUCAUCGGAUACGCUGCGCUCGGUGAUUGAAAAGCUCAGGAAGAACCGUGUUCACCGAGUCUUUGUCGUUGACGACGACAACGUCUUGCAGAGCGUCAUUGCGCUGCGUGACGUCAUUGCACAGUUUGUCAAGGAGCCCGCCGACAGCAAGAUUGAGGCGUACUUUGUGCAGCGCAGCGCGGCUGCCUUGUAACAGCUUUUACUUGCCCUUGUUAUAGUUACCCAUUGAUGUUCAAUAUUGUUUGUUGCCUUGCUCACUGCCCAACGAUCGCCAGCUGGCGUUGGGCCACACCCAUGCAUACUCGCGUGACAAUCUCUCCAAUCAAUCCAGUGUGACUGUCCCAUGGCUCGUGGUACUCAAAGGACCUUGACUGAUCAAGCCAUCUCUCAACUAGAGCACAUCAAAUCACGUCGAUAGUCUAAUAAGCAGCGGAAAAAAUUAGACCAGGUCUAACUGCACCAUAUCGCUCGUCGAUGAAAGAGAUGUAUGAAGCCAAAUUGAAGUAUCACAUC
Messenger RNA from Monosiga brevicollis MX1, 1454 nucleotides. RefSeq lists its product as uncharacterized. The record is from RefSeq and is a predicted model, not a curated record. Lineage: Eukaryota; Choanoflagellata; Craspedida; Salpingoecidae. The transcript is spliced from 8 exons. Bases 115 to 1134 code for a protein of 339 amino acids.